Messenger RNA from Cadophora gregata, 4188 nucleotides. It is a transcript of the gene CYM1, whose product is annotated as Mitochondrial presequence protease. Bases 1 to 3102 code for a protein of 1033 amino acids. The record is from RefSeq and is a predicted model, not a curated record. Gene Ontology annotation, biological process: protein processing. Gene Ontology annotation, cellular component: mitochondrial matrix. The transcript has 2 exons. NCBI's taxonomy places the organism in Eukaryota, Fungi, Ascomycota, Leotiomycetes, Helotiales, Ploettnerulaceae. Gene Ontology annotation, molecular function: metal ion binding.
AUGCUGCGGAAUGCAUCCAAGGUAGCCGUGAGAAAGGCCGUGAGAAAAGCCGUCACAGAGCUCGCCCGAUAUCCCAAACCUGGAGACAAGCUGCAUGGCUUCACUCUCGUGCGAGCAAAACAUGUCCCCGAACUCGAAUUAACCGCCCUGCAUCUGCAGCACGACAAGACCGGCGCAGACUAUCUACACGUUGCCAGAGAAGACAAGAACAAUGUCUUCUCCAUCGGUUUCAAGACAAAUCCGCCGGAUGAUACAGGUGUGCCGCAUAUCCUCGAGCACACGACAUUAUGCGGAAGCGAAAAAUAUCCCAUACGAGAUCCUUUCUUCAAGAUGCUCCCGCGUACACUGUCAAACUUCAUGAAUGCUUUCACUGCCUCGGAUCAUACCUUUUAUCCCUUUUCAACUACGAAUAAGCAAGACUUCAAGAACCUGAUGUCCGUAUACCUAGAUGCAACAUUACAUCCGCUGUUGAAACAGAGCGACUUCACACAAGAGGGAUGGAGAAUAGGACCAGAAAACCCCCAGGCCGUUCAAUCCGCGGAUGGCGUAGAAUCGGAGGAAAGCAAGUUAGUCUUCAAGGGUGUUGUGUACAACGAAAUGAAGGGCCAAAUGUCAGAUGCAGGAUACCUGUAUUACAUUAGGUUCCAGGACCACAUCUUCCCCGCCAUCAACAACUCAGGAGGAGAUCCGCAGAAGAUUACAGACUUGACAUAUGAGCAAUUGAAGAAGUUCCAUGCCGAGCAUUACCACCCAAGUAAUGCCAAGGUAUUCACUUAUGGUGAUAUGCCUCUCGCGGAUCACUUGGUGGAAGUCAAUGCGCAGCUGAAUGCAUUCGAGCGUAUCCAAGGAGACUUUGAGAUCCGGAGACCAAUCGAUCUAAGUGGCGGCCCUCAAAAUGUCACAGUCGUUGGACCAGUGGACCCGAUGGUGGAUAAAGACAUGCAAUACAAGACCUCCACUUCCUGGCUGAUGGGAGAUGCGACCAAUAUUCUGGAACAAUUCUCACUGGGCGUUAUGUCUGCACUUUUGAUGGAUGGAUAUGGCUCCCCUCUCUACCGGAACUUGAUAGAAGCUGGUCUCGGGACGGAUUGGAGUCCCAACAGUGGAUUCGAUAGUUCUGGAAGAAUUGGUAUCUUCUCCGUUGGACUUACUGGUGUGAAAGAAGCGGAUAUCCCCAAAGUUAAGGAAGCCAUUCAGAAAACUUUCAAAGAAGCCCACGCAACUGGAUUCGAAAAAUCUAAGAUUGAUGGAUAUCUCCAUCAAUUGGAAAUUAGUUUGAAGCACAAGACUGCCAAUUUUGGUAUGGGAUUGAUGCAGCGGAUCAAACCUCAAUGGUUCGAAGGAGUCGACCCAUUUGAGUCACUCGCCUGGAAUGACACAGUUUCUGCAUUCGAAACAGAACUCGCCAAGGGCGGAUAUCUGGAGGGGCUGAUGGAGAAGUAUUUAUUGAAUGAUAAUACUUUGACGUUCACGAUGACUCCGUCCACGACUUACGGCGAAGAACUUGCUGCAGAGGAAGCUGCCCGUCUCGCCGGCAAGAUCGCAGAAGUUACAGCAAAGGCUGGUAGUGAAGCAAAAGCUCGUGCUCAGCUCGAGAAGCGAGAAGCGGAAUUGCUUGUCGAGCAAGGCAAGUCGAAUACUGAAGAUUUGAGCUGUCUGCCCACAGUAUAUGUCAAGGACAUUCCUCGGCAAAAGGAGACCGUAGAGGUGCGAGAUUCCAAUGUCGGGAAUCUCAGUGUCCAAUGGCGAGAAGCUCCAACGAACGGCCUCACCUAUUUCCGAGCUGUCAACAUGUUUGAGAAUAUCCCGAUAGAACUCAGAUCUCUGAUCCCUCUUUUCACGGAUUGUAUCAUGCGACUUGGAACCAAGAACAAAACAAUGGAGCAACUUGAAGAUCUAAUCAAGCUGAAGACAGGAGGAAUAUCUGCCUCCUACUUUACCACGCCAUCUCCACUGGACUUCACGUCUUCUUCUGAAGGAAUGAGUUUCGCAGGAACUGUAUUGGACAGGAAUGUGCCUGACAUGUUCAAUCUGCUUACAGAUCUCGUCCUGUACACCGAUUUCGACAGUGGUGAAGCUCAAAGUCGUAUCAGGCAGCUUUUGCAGAGUGCUGCAGAUGGCGCAGUCAACAACAUUGCGUCUUCAGGACACGUCUAUGCUCGAAGAUUCGCGGAAGCGGGUUUAACCUACUCUUUGCGAACGAAGGAGGAAGUCAGUGGUUUAUCACAGAUCAAGCUUGUCACUUCAUUGGCCUCAAGACCGGAGUCAGAGGGACUUGCCGAUGUCAUUGAAAAGCUGAAGGCUAUUCAGAAGCUAGCAUUUUCACGCUCAGGCACUUUCCGCGCUGCCAUAACGUGCGGUUCAGAAAGUGUCUCAGCUAACGAGGCAGCCCUUGAACAAUUCUCCUGGUCGCUCCAAUGGCCCAACGUACCGGACUUGAAGCCUCUGCGGCCUGACUGGUCGAGAAACAAGAAGACUUUCUUCCCCCUCCCAUACCAAGUGUACUAUGGUGCACUUGCACUACCUACAGAGUCCUACGUAUCACCAGCUAGCGCACCCCUCCAGAUUCUUUCGCAGUUGCUCACUCACAAGCAUUUACAUCAUGAGAUUCGUGAGAAGGGUGGUGCCUAUGGCGGAGGAGCUUACUCGCGCGGUCUAGACGGCGUCUUUGGUUUCUACUCCUACCGAGACCCCAACCCGCAGAACACGAUGUCUAUCAUGCGCAAUGCAGGACGGUGGGCCGUCGACAAGCAGUGGUCAGACCGUGAUCUUGAAGAAGCUAAGCUCUCUGUAUUUCAGAGUGUUGACGCCCCCCAAGCAGUUAGUGACGAAGGCAUGGCACGCUUCCUGUCAGGAGUAUCCGACGAGAUGCUCCAAGAGCGACGCGAGAGACUUUUGGAUGUCACUAAAAAGCAGGUGCGAGAAGUUGCACAAAAGUACCUUAUUGAUCUUCCAGAGCAAGGGGAAGGCCGUAUGGCCUUCCUUGGCGAGAAGAAACAAUGGGUCGAUGGCACAUGGGAGACCCGUGAUAUGGGCAUUUCUUCUCAGGAGCCUGAACUUGUGGGUGAGGAGGAUGUCAGAACGGCUGCAUUGGGCUCAUGAUUUAUGAUACCCCUGUACAUGUAUGUAUAUAUUUGUAUGAUAUUGCAUUCCACUCCCCAGUUGGGCUCCUUUGAUUAGCAGAACAAGCUCAAGUGAGUGAUUUUCUGGAUGGAUGGAUAGAUCGCUUUUAGUAGGUGAGUACGUUGACGAUCUUACCUUCCACAAUUACCUCACUUUGUUGUCUAGCAGGCAUAUGAGUCUUGUCUCUCACAUAAAGCCCUCGUUGAUGUUGGGACUCUCUGCGGAUUUCGAGAUCGUUUCCUAGUCUCACUAGAAAGAUGCUGUGUAACGACGGUCCGCUGUAUCUCCGCAUAACCAGCCUAUCUGCCCGAGUCCCCGGUUACGGACUUGUCAUCUCCACCCCUUCGUCUCACUCCCUUUCACCUAAAACGCAUGGAAUGAUACACACGCGCUACGAACAGAUUACCACGUCUCCAGCGUGCCUUCAAUAGCUGGCAGAUCACAAGUCAUGCCUCCGGGCUAGCGCAAGAGCAAAUUGGCGCAAAUCAACCUAGAAACCAGACUUUCCUUCAGGCUUUGCCUCCUGUUGGCUGGUCGCGUGUAUACUGGGAAUCGCGCAUCUCCAUCUUAUUUCAGAGCUGUCUUCCUGGAGUUUUGGGAUGGCGGACUAAAGAUGUGAGGACAUUAGAUGUGUGGUGGUGAUUGUGGUGGUGAUUGUGCUGAUACUGCUCGUGUGGUGUUGAAGGAGGGGCUGAGGGUUGCGACAACAGUGCUUGCUGUACAUGCGUGGAAAGGGGCUAUGUUUACAAUAUGCAUAUCUUAUGCAUGCGUUAUGCAUGCACAGCUGAUUCUGGGCUUGCAAGGCUCGACCUCAUUGGAACAACUCGGCUCCGAAGCUGCAAUAAUCUUUGAAGUAGAAGUCCCCAAUACGACAGGAUACGUGCGGGCAAGACAUCUGCAACGGCAUCGCCUAUGUUCCAAGUUCUAGACACUUGAUCCUUACCUUCGUUAUCCUCGCCAGUGUCCGCUGGGCUGAAGAUACCCCUGACAACAGCCAAAGCCAUUGCGUCAUGUUCAGCGAGAUUCAGGUACACGAGAACAGAACAGAACAGAAUAGAGAUGCGU